Messenger RNA from Sphenostylis stenocarpa, 1086 nucleotides. Lineage: Eukaryota; Viridiplantae; Streptophyta; Magnoliopsida; Fabales; Fabaceae. The record is from the annotation of a GenBank genome assembly.
AUGACAGAAGUUGAAAUUCCUCAGUUUUUUGCUUGUCCCAUUUCGCUUCAGAUCAUGAAGGACCCAGUGACAACCGUUACGGGUAUAACCUACGACAGAGAAAGCAUCGAACACUGGUUGCUGAAAGCGAAAGAUUGCAGGUGUCCGAUCACAAAGCAACCAUUGCCACGAAACUCAGAGUUCUUAACCCCAAACCACACGCUUCGGAGGCUAAUCCAAGCGUGGUGUUCAGCUAACGAGGCAAACGGUGUUGACAAAAUUCCAACACCGAAAUCCCCUCUUAGCAAUGCCAACGUCGAAAAGUUCGUGAAGGAUCUAGAAAUUCCUCGACGUUUUCAAAACGCAAUGAUGAAGUUGCAUAACCUUGCAGUAGAGAACGAGAGGAACAUAAGGUGCAUGGCUUCAGCGGGUGUAGCAGAAGCUAUGGUGCACGUGAUCACAAAUCGUUUCAGGCAAGACAAAACGGCGUCGUGCGUUGAAGAGGCUCUGAGGAUUCUUCGUUUGCUUUGGAGUAGUGCCAAUGUGGUGGAGAAAAACCACAUGAAGAGCUUGGUGGGUCAGAACUGUGACUUUCUGAACUCGUUGACUUGGGUUUUGCAGCUUCAAUCUAAGAACAACGUCAAGGUAAUAAACGAAGCAAUGCCUAUAUUGAAAUUGACAAUUGAAGCCAAAGAUUCAACCCCUUUAGGGAGCUUAAGGCUUGAAUUCUUCAGAGUGAUUGUGAGUGUGAUGAAAAAUAGAGAACUCUCUCAGCAAGCUAUUAAAUCUGCAUUGCAUGUGCUCAUAGAAACGUGUCCUUUUGGGAGAAAUAGAACGAAGAUAGUGGAAGCAGGUGCGGUGGAGGAGCUCAUUGAACUUGCACUUGAAAAACCAGAAAAGAAUCUAACAGAACUCGUGUUCAUCCUUUUGGCGCAUCUGUGUUCCUGUGCUGAUGGUAGAGAACAGUUUCUGCAGCAUGCUGCAGGCAUUGCUGUAGUUUCCAAAAGAAUCCUUAGGGUUUCUCCAACCAUCGAUGAUCGAGCUCUUCAUAUAUUUUCCUUGAUUUCAAAGUUUCAGCAUCUAAUGAAGUUGUGCAAGAGAUGCUGA